Molecule: messenger RNA, 1894 nt
Organism: Micropterus dolomieu (smallmouth bass)
Lineage: Eukaryota; Metazoa; Chordata; Actinopteri; Centrarchiformes; Centrarchidae
Product: protein disulfide-isomerase TMX3-like
Exons: 16
Coding region: 503-1789 (428 amino acids)
Biological process (GO): peptidyl-cysteine oxidation
Cellular component (GO): endoplasmic reticulum
Molecular function (GO): protein disulfide isomerase activity
Source: RefSeq, a predicted model, not a curated record
CUGUUAGCCUAGCUUAGCACAAAGAGUGGAAGCAGAGGAACUGUUAGCCUAGCUUAACACAAAGACUAGAAGCAGAGGAACUUUUAGCCUAGCUUAGCACAAAGACUGGAAGCAGGGGAACUUUUAGCCUAGCUUAGCACAAAGACUGGAAGCAGGGGGAACUGUUAGCCUAGCUUAGCACAAAGACUGGAAGCAGCCUUGUUUCUUUCCUUCCUUGCCUCAUUUCCUUCCUUUUUCCUUCCCUACCUCCUUGUAUCCUUCCUCAUACCUGUCCGUCAGACUAGUAAACAUCAGUGUUGCUGCUUCUCUGAACAUGAACAUAUUCUGCAGACUUCCUGUUUGUCUGUGUCGUGUGUUGGUGUCAUUGUCAAUAAAGCUUCAGUGGAUUGAAUGGAAGCGGUUAAUCUGUCAGAUUAAGGCUAUGUUCAGUCUGUUAGCAGUUAGUAGAUUAGCUCUAUGCUGUUAAUCCCUCUGUUCAGCAGCUUCUGCUCCAUCAGUCAACAUGUUGGACCGGAGGAACACGGUCCUGCGCUCGGUGCUGCUGGUUCUGUUGGUGGCGUCAGCGUCGGCCUUUGUGGAGGAGCUGGACGACACCUUCAUGGAGACGAGGGCAGACGACGACACCUGGCUCAUCAAGUUCUACGCCCCCUGGUGUGUGUUCUGUAAACAGCUGGAUCCAGUUUGGCAUCGGAUCGGGUCAGAACUGAAGAGUCUCGGCUCUCCGGUCAACGUGGGCAGAUCAGACGCCACCACCAGCAAAGGUUUGGCCAAAGAGUUCAGGGUCCGGGAUUAUCCAGCCAUCUUCAUAUGGAAGAAAAAAUUUAAAUAUAAUUAUUUAGGACAAAGAACCAAAGAUGGAAUCAUGGACUUUGCUAACCGAGUUGGAGGGCCGUUUGUUCGAUCUCUGAGCAGCCAGCAGCUCUUCCAGCACGCCAUGAGUCGCCAUGAUGUCAUGUUCGUUUAUGUUGGAGCCACAUCACAGCUGAAGGGUAAUUACACGUCAGUAGCCGAAGAGCUGAUUGUUCACACCUACUUCUUCUCUACUACCAGAAACAUCCUGCCAAAGGACGUCAUCCUCCCCUCUCUGCCAGCUGUGGUGGUUUUUAAAGAUGGAACCUAUUUGACAUUUGACGAGGAACGUGACGGUGAUCUCAAGUCAUGGAUCAACAGAGAACGUUUCCCAAACUUCUUUAAGAUCGACAGCUACACUAUGUACUCCAUGGGAGAGUCAGAUAAACUGGUGUUGUUGGCGCUGGUGGAGGAGAAGAGUAUGUGUGAGGAAAGUCUGUGGUAUAAAGGUCUUGUGGAGAAAGUGGCUGCAGACUACAAAGAGAUCUACGGCAGGAACUUCUACUUCGGUUACAUGGAGGGGACUGACUACAUUAAUGGAUUUGUGAUGGGGGAGGUGACUGUGCCGUCCUUCAUUGUGGUUAACCUGUCCAAUGAUGGCUACUUCCUGCCACCUAGCGCUGUGCAGUCAGAACAUCACCUACUGGACUUCCUGAAAGGGGUUUUGGAUGGCAGUAUCCAGAGACAGGGAGGAAACGACAUCGCCCAGCGCAUCAGACGUUUAAUUUACGACGCCAAAGUCACGCUGACGCCACUGUUCAGCGAGGCUCCGCUGUUCGCCUGCCUCCUGGUCAGCAUCCCGCUCAUCUUCAUCUCCACCUUCGUCUACCUCUGCUGUUUUGCCCGACCCACACUGAUUGAUGAUGAUGGUGAGGCCAUUCCACUGUUGGCACCAUCAAUGCAGAGCCGCAAGAAACGCACCGACAAAAAGUCAGACUGAUGAGGAUCAGGAGGAAGACCAGAUCCAGAAAACCUCAGUGUCCAUCACAACAGCAUCAUCUCUGACCUUUUUCUGUGAAAUAAAAUAAAAACAGUACACACAGUU